AUGUUGUACACUGACCCCAGCAGUAAGUCCAAGCAGCUUUGUACUCCCGAGCACGCUCACCCCUCCGAGCACUUCCUUGAAUCCCUUUCCUUCUCGCGUGAGAGCGAUCUUCUCAAAAUGGCGACGAACAAGCCCAACGAUGAGAAGGCCGAAGUGUACCAGCACGAGGUCCUCUCACCCACACAGACGAGAGACUCCAUCGACGAUGCCAAAGCAGAUGUCGAGGGUCAAUCCCGCAUGGACUAUUCGGGUGCUCAUGAGAAGACGGACCCAAAAGAAAUCGCACUCGUCAGGAAGCUGGAUUGGUACAUCAUGCCCAUGCUCUGGUUGAUGUACUGGCUCAACUACCUCGAUCGAAACGCCAUUGCUCUGGCACGCCUAGACAAUCUCGAAGAAGAACUCAACCUCCAGGGCUCGCAGUACCAAACAUGCGUUUCCAUUCUCUUCGUCGGUUACAUCCUUGGUCAGGUACCGUCAAAUAUGUUGAUCACCCGACUCAAGCCAUCGUACUACAUGAGUUUCUGCAUGGCACUUUGGGCUAUCGUCUCUGCCCUGACUGCCCUUAGCAAAGACUUUACAGGACUUCUGCUCACUCGCUUCUUCCUUGGUAUCGUGGAAGCUCCUUACUACCCCGGUGCUCUCUACAUUCUCGGCAUCUUCUAUACCCGCAAGGAGAUUGCCACGAGAAUAUCAAUCUUGUACACCGGCAACAUUUUGGCUACUGCCUUCGCUGGUCUCAUCGCCGCCGGCAUCUUCGAGAUGGGCGGCCUGGCAGGCAUCUCCGGCUGGAAGUGGCUGUUCAUCCUCCAAGGUGCUGCCACCUUCGUGGUCGCCGUCGCAUCUGUCUUCGUGCUCCCAGACGAUCCACUCAACACCCGCUGGCUCAACGAGGAAGAACGUCAGCUUGCAAACGCACGUGUCGUGUCUGAUCAAGUCGGUGCCAAGGGCGGCCAAAGCACUUUUGCAGGUCUCAAGGAAGCUGCCCGCGACCCGAAGCUAUGGCUGUUCGCCUUUAUGCAGCACAUGCAUCUUGCUGCCAACGGUUUCAAGAACUUCUUUCCGACCGCCGUGGAGACACUUGGCUUCAGCCAACUUAUUACCCUUACACUUGUCUGCCCACCUUACCUCAUCGCCGGUGCUAUCUCCAUUGCUUGGUCGUACAGCUCUGGAAAGUACAACGAGCGGACAUGGCAUAUCACCAUCGCCAAGUCCGUUGCGAUCUUUGGCUUCGUACUCUGCGCUGCUACGCUCAACACUGGCGCCCGAUACUUCGGCAUGGUCGUCUUCGCAAUCGGCACCUACGCCGUCAACUCCAUCAUCCUCGGCUGGGUCGCCUCCACAUGCGGCCAGACAAAAGAGAGAAAAGCGUCCUCCCUCGCCAUCGUCAACACCAUCGCGAACGCCUCUUUCGUCUGGACACCAUACCUGUGGCCAGACACCGACGAGCCGAGAUAUGCCAUCGCCAUGGGCAGCAGUGCUGGCUUCUCCAUUCUUUGUGCUGGUGGAGCUUGGGUCAUGAAGUUCUGGCUGAUGAGAAUCAAUCGCAAGAUCCGACAGAGCGAGAAUGAGACGGUUUUGGCGUUUGCGUAUUAG
Molecule: messenger RNA, 1593 nt
Organism: Fulvia fulva
Lineage: Eukaryota; Fungi; Ascomycota; Dothideomycetes; Mycosphaerellales; Mycosphaerellaceae
Exons: 3
Coding region: 1-1593 (530 amino acids)
Biological process (GO): transmembrane transport
Cellular component (GO): membrane
Molecular function (GO): transmembrane transporter activity
Source: RefSeq, a predicted model, not a curated record